AAGGCUAAAUUUCCCUCGGCAAAACAAUAGUAAAAUAAUUCGUCCGUAAAACUAACGUACAUAUGAAUAUUAAUUUUUCUCAGGUGAAACCGGCAUGAAUGUUUCGUUUUAAAACCACCACGAGUCGAUGGAAACUUCGGAACAAAAAUUGUUUUUUUUGAGAAAUAUUUUACCGAUGGACCAGUUCCCCUACGUACACAAAAAUGAUGACUAAGCAAUAUUUGUCCUGAACAUAACAAUUGACUUUAUAUUUGCCUCAAGAAUGUUGGAGACAGACAUGGACAACAAUCAUGAAUCUGUUCCUCUUGGCGAAAGUAACAGAGGCAAAUCAAAUAAUCAAAAUAGAAAGCAGCUAGGCAGACGAAGCAUCGGGCGAUUGCACAUCUUGUUGAUUAUUAUGGGAAUUAUUAUACUCAUUCUAUUAAUCGUAAUUUUAGUGUUGGUUUUUAUGAAGGAGAAGGAGAAAAUCCCCCCUUGUUCGUCAGGUGAAAGUGUUGAUUUAUCGGAACCGGAAAAUCCCUCCAUAUUUCACGAUUUAACUUCCAAGGAGGUGAAAGGAAUGUUGGAAUUUUUAUAUGAGCAAAAAGAUCUUAAUAUAACGAGACCCGCAAAGAUAAAAGUGAAAACGUCGUAUAUCUUUACUGCGGAGCUUCAUCUUCCAGAGAAAGCAGAUGCUGUUUCUUACCUUGAUAGUCGCGCCGGACAGAAACCACCCAGGCAGGCGCGGGUGAUUAUUUUCCGAGGGGACUUAAUCGUACCAAAAAUAAUGGAGAUAGUGGUAACUCCGCUUCCUAAUCCCACUCAUUACACGAUCUGGAAGGACAACAUUCCUUUCCGGUACCGCCCUGUCAGCGGACCAGAUUACAAUAGUGCCAUAGAAAGUAUCACGAAGGAAACAGACAAAAAAGCGCGGCAACUUCUGCUAGAGAGCUUCGGCGGGACACUUACAAACUGCAAUGAUGCUUGUCUUGCAUUUAAGUUUAUGACUCCUGUGUCGUCUGUUCUCAGCGGCAGGCAAAGACGAUUAUAUUGGUUUUGGAUGUAUCAAUUCGUCGAAUUUUAUAUUCUUCAUCCUGUUGACUUUGCAGUCUUAGUCGAUAUGGACGAUCUAAGAUAUUCAAUUGAGAAGGUGUGGUUUAACGAGCAUGCUUUUGACACCAUCGAUUCUCUUGUCAUGCAAUACAACAGGAACACAAUGCAAAAGAAUCCUAUUUUGUUUCCUUACAUGACUGACAGUCUAUUCUCAAAGUUAAGAAGACGAAAUAGUGAGUUUUCCGAAACACCACAGCGUCCGCCAAUUUCCAUUGAACCGGAUGGUCGGAGAUAUAGCAUAAAUGGUCAACAUGUCAAGUACAUGAAUUGGGAAUUCGACUUCAGAAUGUCCAGUACUCGAGGCCCACAAUUGUAUGAUAUUCGCUUCAGGAACAAUAGAAUUGUAUACGAGCUUGCUCUUCAAGAAAUGAGUGUAUUUUAUUCUGGGUAUAAACCUACACAGAUGUUUGCAAACUAUUUUGCUUCAGCUUCUCUCAUUGGUGCCCAGGAUAAGGGGUUAGUACCGGGCGUUGAUUGUCCUUCCCAUGCCACAUUUAUACCCACUUCUCACGUUCUAGAAUCCUCUGAAGAAGUAGUCACCUACAGAAACGCUUUCUGUGUGUUUGAAUUCAAUACAGGAAUGCCUCUCCGAAGACAUCAUUCGUUCUCCUCUUCCCGCGGUUCAUUUUAUGAAGGAAUGCCCAAUGCUGUUCUUAUACUUAGAUCUAUCGUCACAGUGGUUAAUUACGACUACAUUCUUGACUGUAUUUUCUACCAAACCGGGGCCUUGGAAGUUAAAGUAGUUUCAACGGGCUACAUACUUUCCACCCCUUUAACUGUCAACGCUGAAAAAUUUGGAACACAAAUAAAUGACAAUAUCAAUGGCAAUCUUCACCAGCAUAUGUUCAGUUAUAAGGUAGAUAUAGAUAUUGAAGGGUCACAGAACCGAUACAGAACACUAGACGUCUCAACAACGGUGUCAUCAAACCAAUUUAAUCCAGAUCCAACUGCGAACAUUAUCCAAAAACAGUUCACUGUUUCUGAGAAAAAGACGGAAAGCGAAGCUGCAUACAAGUUUAAUUUUGAUACUCCAAAGUAUCACCUAUUCUACAGCAAUUUAAAAAGUAACAAAUUUGGAGUUCCUAGAUCGUAUAGGCUAUUAAGUCGAGGAAUGAGUAAACAAUUGUUACCAGAGACCGAAGGAAACGAACCGGCUGUUUCUUGGAUGCGCUAUCAAAUGGUAGUCACAAAACGGAAAGAAAACGAAAGAAUAUCUAGUUCCAUUUACAGUGGAAUGGACGUAAAAUCGCCUGUUGUCAAUUUUGAUAGCUUUUUAAAGGAUAACGAAAAUAUUCUUGAUCAGGAUUUGGUAGCUUGGGUGAGUAUGGGUGCCCAGAUCAUCCCCCAUACAGAAGAUCUUCCAGUGACCCAUACACCGGGCAUGGACCUUAGUUUCUUUCUCUUACCGUAUAAUUAUUUUCCAGAAAAUCCUGCAAUGGGAUCACCUGAUUCCGUAAGGAUAGAACCAACAAUGUACAAUAAUCCUAGUAGUGGAGUUAAAGUAUCCGGAUUUGAUAACGAGAACCUACAAUGUAAACCCCCUGUAAACAAUUAUCAAGAGGCUGUAGAAGCUGAUCCACGUAUUUUGUUCGAAAAAUAAGAAAAAAAGUGAUCGAUUUGUAAUUUUAACUCCAUUGUAUAAAAGUGGUAAUGACCGAAAACCUAGCCAGUGUUUGUAAAUUUCAGGUAAAAACCUGAUUAGUGUGCUAUGUAUGUCAAGUGAGAAAUUUUCUUCAUUUUGUAAUGUUUUAUGAGUGUGUGAAUGAGGAUAUAUAAGUAUUUUAAUGUUAAGGACAGAUGAUACAAACAAAAAAAUGGAUGCCUGGAUUAGUGUAUAUUUUUUGGCCUAAUUUCACUGAAAAUGAUGCAAAUAAUAAAUUUCUAAAAUAUAAAGAAUUUGUAAACCUUCUGUGAUGUUCAAAAUUCUGCCUCUCUGAAACCAUCCUUAUUAAUCUAUACAAAUAUUUUUCACUUCAAAUCUCAUUUUUGUGAAAAUUUGAAUAAAAAAUUAAAAACUACACGGUGAAAGUUAUUCAUUUUACUCAUUAACACAUGAUUCAGGUUGUUAAUUUCAUAUCUUUUGACAAAAGUUUGUUUGUGUCAUCUGUCCUUAAGAAACCCUUUGGAAUAUUGCAUAACGUAGUGUCGAGGAUAAGCCAAAUAUUUGUAUACUGAGUAUUUUUCCUAUUUUACUACAAAACGAAUGCAGAAAAUUAACCAAAUGGUGUGUGUUUAUCCUAAAUUGCAUGAAUGUCAGUAUGACCUCUUUAUGUACAAUGUCCUCUAAAUUAAGUACAUGUAUUUGGCUGUUGAUGCAUGGUAGUAUUAAGUCAACUUUAUUCAAACUUCUCAUAAAGCUCACGGUAGAAAAUUAGUCAUUUUAGGUGAUUUUAAACCGUCAAGUUAAAUUAUUUCAUUUGAUAAAUGUAUAAAUUUAUUGUACCGAUAAUUUUAUAUUGAUCCAUAGAUAUACAUAUGUAUAAUCACAAAUUAAAUGAUGAUGAUCAGUGUAUAAAAAGAAAGACAGAAUAUUCAUUUUUGCUAUUAAAACUUGGAAAAAAAAUCUAGAACGAUAUUAUUUUAUUGUUUUAAAAAAUCCAAGUAGUAUUUUAUCUUGUUACAGUGUGCGAGUGAUUUUUUUUAUGUACAAACAUGUAUAUUCUGAUAUGCAUAUGACAAGAACCAUAUUUUCGAUGAAGGCAGAGGUUGGAAUAUUUUAGAAGUUAGUUAUCCUGAAAUGAAACUUGGAGCGGAGCUCAUCGGGAGAGUUUGUAUAAGUUUUAGAAUUAUUGCAAUGGUAGUUUCAUAUAGAACAAUAGAACGGAAUCUUAGAGUUUGGGCUCGCUUGAAAAACACCACACAGUGCCAUGAUUCGAUAUGUUAUAAAUAUUAAAGUUAUAUUUGACUUCGGUAAUAUUUCAUCAAAAUAAAAUUGAAUAAAAAGGAAGGAAGUCAUGAUUUUCAAAGUAAAUACAUGUUGCAAUACAAGAUAUUGUCAAUUUGAGAUAGAAUACAUUUUUUAAAUUAUUCAGGGAAGGUUUUAUAUUUUUUCUUCGUUUUUUUUUCCGGGUUUUUGUCCUCUGUUAAGAGGCAUUGGAUAAACAAAAUCGUCUUAUUUGAAGAAUUUUAAAAAUAACUGUAAUAGAAAUACUGUUCAUUUAACCAUAAAUUUUUAAAUAAAGCAAGAAAUGGUCAGUGCUUUAAAUGUACAUGCAAUAAUUAAAAAAAAAAUUGAAAAAAAACAAACAAACAAACAAAACUCAUCAGUAAGUUUUAAUCACGUUCUCUCCAAAUUCUUUUCCAGAAGGUUUUGAAACUGUUUCUUAAAAUAUUUAUGAUCAAUAGAACAGUUGGAGACAUGCUUUGUUUAAAAAUAUUUUUUGAAAUAUAUUUUAUACUUACA
Molecule: messenger RNA, 4495 nt
Organism: Saccostrea cuccullata (small rock oyster)
Lineage: Eukaryota; Metazoa; Mollusca; Bivalvia; Ostreida; Ostreidae
Product: putative amine oxidase [copper-containing]
Exons: 3
Coding region: 263-2692 (809 amino acids)
Biological process (GO): amine metabolic process
Cellular component (GO): plasma membrane
Molecular function (GO): primary methylamine oxidase activity; quinone binding; copper ion binding
Source: RefSeq, a predicted model, not a curated record